AACCUGUACUAAGUUGUGAGAUUCUUAUAGUAAAGCUACAUUUAGCUUCGUCUCACUGGGCUGGGUUUCUGAAAAGAGUUGGUUCUCAGAGUGAAUGAUUAAAAAAAUCCUUACAAGCAAACAUUAGAAAUGCUUUGGAAAAGAUAAAAUAUUUCAGUGUGUUUGCUGUUCAGAGAGCUAAGGCUUUACUAAUUACGUUUUAAUCAGAUUUAAACACAGUGAAGGGUGAUACAAAGUCAAGUGCCUGCCAGUUCAUCAAGAAGCAAAGGAUUUCCACCUGAAUACAAAGAACAUGGGAAUUCUCUUUUCAGAGCCUAUUUGUCAGGCAGCAUAUAACAAUGACUUAAAUGAAGUUCAGCUCCUUUUGGAGGAAGACGGCGAUUACUUGAAUAUCCAGGACAGCUAUGGUGGAGACACACCACUAAUCUGCGCCUGCAAACAGGGACAUAACAGAAUAGUUAGUUACCUUCUGAAAAGAAAUGCUGACGUGAACAUCAAAAAUAAUAAAGAACGAACAUGUUUGCAUUAUGCUGUCAGAAAACGGUUCAGCUUCCUUGACUACCUCCUCAUUAUCCUCCUAAUGCCUGUUAUGCUUCUUGGGUAUCUCCUCAUGGUAUCCAGAAGUAAGCAGAAUGAAAACCUUAUCAAGAUGUUACUAAGAGCUGGUGCUGAUGUCAAUGCUACAGACCAUUCAGGAAGAACAGCUCUUCAUUAUGCCUGUGAAAUGAAGAACCAGUCCAUUAUUCCUUUACUAGUUGAAGCCGGUGCUGAUCUUUCCAUAAAGGAUAAGGAUGAUGAGACACCACUGGAUAUAGCGAGAAGAUUGAAUUUCAUUAACAUAGAAUCCAUAUUAAAGAAAGAAUGAUAGACUGUGAUGGGAUAUUGACAAGGUUGUUAUGGGCGGGAAAAACACCUGCUUUGGAAAUUCAUUCUGAUAAGUGCUAUUUGGUCAACGUUUGUAUGUGACAAUUUUUACAGCAGCAACAGACUGCAUUCACUCUUCUGUUGUGUAUUCAUGUAUGAUGUGAUUUGACCAGAACAACAUGCUUUUUUACCAUUGAGGGAAUGAUUUUAUUUUUUCAUACCCAUGUAAGAUAUUUGUAACAGUUUGAGCAAUGCUAUUUAUUUGAGUACCAUUUGUAAAAGUUGAAGUUUAAAACAAAUUUAACAAUAAAGCUCUGUUUUGUAUUUAUUUUCAA
Molecule: messenger RNA, 1199 nt
Organism: Eublepharis macularius
Lineage: Eukaryota; Metazoa; Chordata; Lepidosauria; Squamata; Eublepharidae
Gene: ANKRD22
Product: ankyrin repeat domain 22
Exons: 6
Coding region: 293-865 (190 amino acids)
Molecular function (GO): protein binding
Source: RefSeq, a predicted model, not a curated record